Molecule: messenger RNA, 765 nt
Organism: Staurois parvus
Lineage: Eukaryota; Metazoa; Chordata; Amphibia; Anura; Ranidae
Source: the annotation of a GenBank genome assembly
AUGGUGAAGCCGGAUAUCCACACCCUUGCCCGCCACCUCAAGCAGGAGAAGCUGUAUGUUAAUGCAGAAAAACAGCUGAUCCAGAGGCUGAAUGCUGAUGUUUUAAAGACUGCAGAGAAGCUCUACAGAACAUCUUGGAUUUCAAAACAACAAAGGAUUAACCUAGACAGACUCAUUUUAACAAGUGCUGAAGCCUCUCCAGCUGAGUGUUGUCAACAUGCAAAGCUCCUAGAGGACACCCAGUUUGUGGAUGGUUACAAACAUUUAGGAUUUCAGGAGACUGCAUAUGGUGAAUUUCUCAAUCGACUGCGAGAAAAUCCACGGCUCAUUGCAUCCUGUCUCGUGGCUGGAGAGAAACUCAGCCAAGAAAAUGCUCAGAGUGUUAUACACACCGUGUUCACCUCUCUUUAUGGCAACUGCAUUAUGCAAGAGGAUGAGAGCUAUCUGUUACAGGUUUUACGGUAUUUAAUAGAGUUUGAACUGAAGGAAAGCGAUAACCCUCGUCGUUUGCUACGGAAAGGGACUUGUGCCUUCAGCAUCAUCUUCAAACUUUUUUCUGAAGGGCUUUUCUCAGCUAAACUCUUCUUAACGGCAACUUUACAUGAACCUAUCAUGCAGCUGUUAGUUGAGGAUGAAGAUCACCUGGAGACUGAUCCAAGCAAGCUAAUUGAGAGGUUCUCUCCAGCCCAGCAAGAGAAGCUGUUUGGGGAGAAGGGAAGUGACCGUUUUAGGCAGAAGGUCCAGGAGAUGGUUGAAUCCAAUGAA